Messenger RNA from Chiloscyllium plagiosum (whitespotted bambooshark), 4015 nucleotides. RefSeq names its product BCAS3 microtubule associated cell migration factor (gene bcas3). The record is from RefSeq and is a predicted model, not a curated record. Gene Ontology annotation, cellular component: cytoplasm. Gene Ontology annotation, biological process: autophagy; response to starvation. Gene Ontology annotation, molecular function: protein binding. NCBI's taxonomy places the organism in Eukaryota, Metazoa, Chordata, Chondrichthyes, Orectolobiformes, Hemiscylliidae.
CCGCCCACUGCUGCAUUUCUCUCCCCGCCCUCACCUUGUCUUUUCUGCUGCUAUCCAGUUGUUGUCAGCGUUUGGAUACGAAGUGGAGAUCGACUGCGAGAAAGCCAUUGGUGGGAGAAUUGAGCAGCUAUGGCUACAGACUCUCCUCGCCGCCCCAGCAGAUGUACAGGUGGAAUAAUGGUCCGACAUCAGGCAGUCACGGAGCAAUCAUAUAUGGAGAGUGUUGUCACCUUUCUGCAAGAUGUAGUCCCACAGGCAUACACUGGCUCAUCUCCAACGGAUGAGAAGGAAAAGAUAGUCUGGGUCCGUUUCGAAAAAGCUGAUAUUAAUGAUCUUGCAAGGAAUCCAGAGUAUCAUGAAAUGAACAAUGCUGUAAAUGACCCCCCAUUGCUGCUACUCAUUGGAUACGCAGAUGGCAUGCAAAUUUGGAGUAUUCCUAUGAGUGGCGAGGCUCAGGAGUUGUAUUCUGUCCGGAAUGGUCCUAUUCGAACAGCCCGUAUCCUGCCUGCACCUCAGACAGGUCUUCACAAAAUUGAUAAUUUUGCUGAGAAAAGGCCACUCCUUGGUGUGUGCAAAAGUACAGGAUCAGCAGGCCCACCAUACUGCUGUGUGGAUCUGUACUCACUUCGAAAUGGUGAAAUGGUCAAGUCCAUCCAGUUUAAAACCCCCAUCUAUGAAUUGCAUUGUAACAAAAGGGUUUUGGUAGUUGUGUUACAGGAAAAGAUUGCUACCUUCGACAGCUGUACUUUCACCAAAAAAUUCUUCGUCACAAGUUGCUUUCCAUGUCCAGGGCCAAACCCCAACCCAAUAGCAUUGGGAAGCCGCUGGCUCGCCUAUGCUGAAAACAAGCUCAUCCAUUGCCAUCGGUCCCGUGGUGGAGCCUGUGGGGACAAUGUCCAGUCUUACACUGCAACAGUCAUCAGUGCUGCCAAAACACUCAAAACAGGACUGACCAUGUUUGGGGAAGCAGUUGGACGGCUGGCUGGCAGCCUACCCUCGGGGCCAGUUGAGGAUGAGGUUUCCACGCAUAGCACAUCCCGACGUAGCCCACACAUUCCUGGAGUUGUCACAAUCAUUGAUACUGAGACAGUUGGGGAAGGACAGGUACUUGUCAGUGAGGAUGCUGAAGGUGAAGGCAUAGUGGCUCAUUUCCUGGCCCAUGAUAAUAAACCCAUUUCCUGUAUGGCAUUUAACCCCAGUGGAAUGCUGCUGGUUACCACUGACACACAAGGCCAUGACUUUCAUGUAUUUCGAAUCUUGACACAUCCAUGUUCAUCCUCACAGAGUGCCGUGCAUCAUUUAUACACUUUACAUCGUGGAGAGACAGAGGCUAAGGUGCAAGAUAUCUGCUUCAGCCAGGACUGUCGCUGGGUAGUAAUUAGCACACUCCGGGGCACCUCGCAUGUGUUUCCAGUAAAUCCUUAUGGCGGACAGCCCUCUGUCAGAACGCACAUGUCUCCUCGUGUGGUAAAUCGCAUGAGUCGAUUUCAGAAGAGUGCCGGGCUGGAAGAUAUAGAACAGGAGCUGUCGACCAAACAGGGUGGGCGCUGCAGUCCAGUGGCUGGUCUCUCAAGCAGUCCCUCUGGGUCACCACUUCACAACAAACUGAGCAACCAGGACAGUUACAACAGCUUCACAAACAACAACCUAGGAAAUCCACGGCUCUCACCAAUCCCAACUCUGACGAUUGUCUUGCCCCUGGCGCAGAUCAAACAACCUAUGACACUGGGAACCAUCACGAAGCGUACAGGACCUUACCUGUUUGGGGCAGGAUGUUUUUCCCUAAAAGCUCCAUGUAAAAGCAAGUCCAGAUCAGCGCCACAGAUUUCUCCGAGCAAGGCUGGUGGUGGAGAAUUUUGCGUUGCUGCCACUUUUUCUUCAUCACGAUCCUGGUUAAUAGCCAAUCCAGGCCUAAAGCGGGAGAAAGAUCAAUCAAAACAGUCGGUAGUGGAUUCCCUGUUCAUUAUUAGUUGCUACGGCAACCUUGUGGAGCACAUAAUCGAGCCACGUCCUGUCAACACUGUGCAGAAGAUCAAUGAUGAUACUCAGCUGGAAUUGUUAACAUCUCCCCGAGCCAGCUGGUCUCUGGCCAGGACUCCACAGUGGAAUGAACUCCAACCACCAUUCAAUGCAAACCAUCCAUUGCUGCUUAGUGCCGAUGCUGUCCAACACUCUCAGAAUCAACUGACUGGGUUGGUUUCAUCUGUCAGUCCUGCACCAAGUUUUAUACGCCAUGAAUCUUAUGACAGCCUGGGAUCAGACAACAGUGGUCAAGAAGAUGAGGAGUGGUUGUCACAGGUUGAGAUUGUGACACACACAGGACCCCACAGGCGGCUAUGGAUGGGUCCACAGUUUCAGUUUAAGACGAUUCAUCCUUCAGGACAAACAACAGUUAUUUCUUCGAGUUCCUCAGUACUUCAGUCACAGGGACCCAGUGACACCCCACAGCCACUUAUGGACUUUGAUACUGAUGACCUAGAACUCAAUAGCCUGAGGAUCCAGCCAGUCCGCUCAGAACCUGUUAGCAUGCCAGGAUCAUCAAGGGUAAUUGCUGACCGAAGAACUCUUUCAACAGUGAUUGAUGCUGGAUCAGGAACAUUUGACCGUAGUGUGACACUAUUGGAAGUGUGUGGCAGUUGGCCAGAGAGUUUUGGACUGCGUCAUAUGUCUUCUAUCGAUAAUACAGAUGAAGGUCUCCGUGAACGUCUGGCAGAUGCCAUGUCUGAAUCACCGAGCAGGGACAUUGUAGGUUCAGGAACAGAGCUCCAGCGAGAAGGAAGUAUCGAGACCCUGAGCAACAGUUCCGGUUCCACCAGCGGAAGUAUCCCGCGCAACUUUGAGGGCUACCGCUCACCACUGCCCACCAAUGAAAACCAGCCACUCAGCCUCUUCCCAACAAGUUUCAACUAAGCAUGCCCUCCCUCCCCGCCAUCACUUCAGCCACCACCUCCAUUAACUUCGGAGCCUGUACCCCUCGCGUAGAUCAACAGAGUGGAACGUGAGACUUGAACUCUCUCUGCCCCUCCAGUAACGGCUAGACUGAAAGAAUGUCAUCUGAACAGUGAUGGGGGGAAGGGGGAAGAGGUGAUGGUUUACCCCUGUAGCUUCCAGUUUGUGCUGAUUUGUUUAACUUGCAAGUCCCCUUUGGGUUUUCUAAUUCUCCAGAGCUGGCAAAUCCCCUUGAUUCCCCACCAAUUUCAGACACUGACAAACGGAAGCGCUCAAGUUGCUGUAUCAAGGCUGCACUGACAUCUAUAUAAUUUCUUGCUUGUUUCCAUUUAACAGUUUAAACAUGUUGCAAAGUGGCAACCUUUGUAUUUCUAAGAUUAGAGAGAGCCAUGUUGUGUGUGUGGUUUUGCUUUAUUGCCUUAAAUUGACAUAGUUUCAGUUUUAUUAGAAACCUGCUGUUAUCUAAAGAGCACUCGUCCUUUCAGAGGAUUCCUGUGAAAGGAAUUCCAUCAUAUUAGACAGCACAGGGAAUAAUCUGUCCUCUGACUCCCUUAACUUUCCGAGUGCUGCUGAUCUCCUUGUUGUAGUGGGAUGGUGGGGUGCAGAAGAGGUUAGGGAAGUGAAAUGGUUAGUGUGAGCAUACUUGAAACAGCAAGAAUCACAGGAGUAAACUGUAGGCGUCUUUGAACUUAGUUCGAGACUCUGAGGCCUCUGUGGUACCCAGUUCCAAAUUCCAGAGGAAAAAAAAUUGAAAAGGAAUUGUGAGGGUGCAGUUUGCUAGUGGGACAUCAAUGCAAAAGCUCACAAGAAUCCCUUUAUGUAUUUGCUGCUGUUAAUGGGCAUUGUUUUCUCUAUCCAGUUUUGUCCCUCUUGAAUUGCUGAUUCAUUCUAGCCUGCAGGAUCCAUAGACAUGUCAAUCCUCAGGUAUUUAUUUCAUGUUACCAGGUUUCAUGAUAAUUUGGCUCUAGAGAAGAAUUGACUCCGUCCCUCAAUUAGGAGAAGGUGAGGACUGCAGAUGCUGGAGAUCAGAGUCGAAGAGUGUGGCACUGGAAAAGCACAGUCGGUC